AUGAUUUCUUUAUUAUUUGUGUUUUAAAUUACUACUAUUUUUGGUUGUGAGUUCAAAUAAGAAGACCAUUAUUACAAUUUAACAAAGCUUUAAAGAACUGAACCAUAUAUAGUGAAAGCAUCUGCAGAUUCAAGUUUUUUCAAGAUGGCUUAUUGUAAGUUUAUAAAUAAAAUUAGAGUUUAAUUUUUGUGGAAAUCACCCAAAACAUUGUCAAGGUUAGAGUGGAGCUUAUUAAGCAUUAGAAGUCAUGGGAAUAUUAACUGAUUCUUGUGAAAUAUUGGGAAAACCUGAUAAUUAAUAAAUUUCUCUGAUUGAAAACGGAUUGCAAAUUACUUAUCCAUAAGGAUCUUAAUGCGAAAAUAAUUAGAGAAAAAGUGUGGAUUUCAAGAUUAUAUGCAGUUUAGAAACUGAUUAAAAUUUUGCAUUGAUAUCAGAAGAUAAUUGUCAUACUGCGUAUAAUUGAAUCUAAAAUAAAGUUUUUAAUUGAAAUCUCCAGCAGGAUGUAGAUUGGAAUAUUAAACAUAACCAUUAUUUAUCUAUUAUCUUAGUGGAAUAGGCAUAUUGUUAAUGAUAUUAGGAGCAUGUUUUGGAUAUAGAUAAUUGUAAAAAAAAAAGGAUGGUAAAUCUGAUUAAUAUGUAAAAAGAAAUAAUAAAUCAUUAGGAAAAAUUAAAAAGUGAUCAACAUUAAGAAUAAAUAAAAAAUCCAGAUUAGAGUACUGCUGUUAUUAUUAACCAUGAAGUAGAAUCCUCUUGA
Paramecium pentaurelia is the source of this 754-nucleotide messenger RNA. The record is from the annotation of a GenBank genome assembly. NCBI's taxonomy places the organism in Eukaryota, Ciliophora, Oligohymenophorea, Peniculida, Parameciidae.